CCCAUGCAGCGGGACGUCCUCAUCACGCUGGCAAAGCAGAGCAUCCUCUCCAAGCUCCGCUUGCCAGACAGGCCCAACAUCACCCAGCCCACGUCCAGGGAGGCCCUGCUGACGGCUCUCCGCAGGAUGCGUGUGCAGCGCGUGGACACGGCCACCUCCCCAGGGAUGUCCCAUGACGGCACCGUCCCACACCUGCGUUCUGGGAUACGUGUGCAGGAAUACGAGAUCUUGAGCUUUGCCGAGUCAGGAUCCUCCACCUCCCGCAGCGUUCGCCUGCAUUUCCGCUUCACCCAGGAGCCAGUUGGGAGCACUGAGAUCCUACAAGCCACCCUCUACCUGUUCUGGGCUGUCCCCAGCCCUGGGACGUACCCUGUCACUGUCAGACUCUUGCAGUCAGAUCCAACGGGGCUGAACAUGACCGUGGCCAGUGAGACACAGCUGGAGGUGCAGAGGACUGGCUGGGUCACACUGGAUGUGGGCCAAGCUGUCCAGAACCUCUUUGGACAAGGGAGCCAGAGACUCACUGUGGAGCUGGAGGUGACGGAGGACUGGGGGUCUCCCCUCCUGGCUGACCACCGUGAUUCCCACUGGCCAUUUGUGGCAGUCCAGGUCCGGGCCAGGAUGCCCCACCGGGUCCAGCGACGUGGCAUCAAUUGCAGUGGGGACUCUCGGAUGUGCUGCCGCAAGGAAUUCUUUGUGGACUUCAAGGAGAUCGGCUGGGAGGACUGGAUCAUCCAGCCAGAGGGAUAUCACAUGAACUACUGUGCAGGGCUCUGCCCUCUGCACAUGGCUGGCAUCCCUGGCCUCGCCGCCUCCUUCCACACAGCUGUCCUCAACCUCAUCAAAGCCAACAAUGCGGAUGCAGCCGUGGACUCCUGUUGUGUGCCCACACAGCGUCGCCCCCUCUCUCUGCUCUACUAUGACCGGGACAGCAACAUCGUCAAGACUGACAUCCCUGACAUGAUUGUCGAUGCCUGUGGUUGUACCUGA
This is a messenger RNA of Antrostomus carolinensis (chuck-will's-widow), 990 nucleotides long. RefSeq names its product inhibin subunit beta C (gene INHBC). The transcript has 2 exons. Gene Ontology annotation, cellular component: extracellular region. The record is from RefSeq and is a predicted model, not a curated record. Gene Ontology annotation, molecular function: hormone activity; cytokine activity; growth factor activity. NCBI's taxonomy places the organism in Eukaryota, Metazoa, Chordata, Aves, Caprimulgiformes, Caprimulgidae. The annotation marks the transcript as partial.